Drosophila innubila is the source of this 1829-nucleotide messenger RNA. RefSeq names its product zinc finger protein 2 homolog. The record is from RefSeq and is a predicted model, not a curated record. Gene Ontology annotation, cellular component: nucleus. Gene Ontology annotation, molecular function: zinc ion binding; RNA polymerase II cis-regulatory region sequence-specific DNA binding; DNA-binding transcription activator activity, RNA polymerase II-specific. Gene Ontology annotation, biological process: regulation of transcription by RNA polymerase II. The transcript has 2 exons. Bases 68 to 1771 code for a protein of 567 amino acids. NCBI's taxonomy places the organism in Eukaryota, Metazoa, Arthropoda, Insecta, Diptera, Drosophilidae.
UACAACCCUAUUGAAAAUAAAUAAUAACAAAAAAAAUACGCCUGCUUCAGAUUCACAUUAUGACAAAAUGAACGUAGAUGAAAGCGAGAUUCCAACCGCAUACAAUGGCUGUAUUAGUUUUAAUGCUCAAACGUGUCGUGUUUGUCUGGAAUCUCACGAGACCACACUGUGCCUUCGCGAUGAAAUUGAGUACAAUGAUCUGAAUGUGGAAUUGUGGCAGUUGCUGGAGACUGUGUCCAAUGUGAAGUGCACAUGGAAUGAGCCAAAUCUGCCCACAAAGCUGUGUCAGAACUGCACACGACGUCUUCUCAGCGCCUAUGAGUUUAUACGCGAAGUUGAAAGGUCCCAGCAAACGCUACAGGAAUUAUGCAGCAGCCUGGAGCAGGAUCAAUCAGUCAGGCUCAUGUCCGUGGUGGAUGUGAACGCAGAUGAGGACGAAAACUUGCCACAAAAUGAAGAAUUACCCGACGCUGGAGAAUUAUCACCCAUCGAAGAAGAAUUAGCACAAGUUGAAGAACAAUUUAUGCAGUUGGAAGAAUGCGAAUCCAUCAUUGAGUUACAAGAGGUAGAGCUCUCGCCGUCCGAGGAACCGGCUACACAAGCUGAGAACGACAAUGAGCUAGAUGUUGGAACCACACAUUUAGAGGAGGAACCCAGCGAAUUCGUAAACCAACUGGAGCAGGACGAAUCCGAUGCAGAAAUAAACUAUGAUGCUGAUCUAUCAGAGGAGCGUCCAUCGCAACUAGGACAGCGACUGACGCACUCACAAAGCUUUACGUACAAAUGUGCCAAUUGUCCACGAAUUUUUGCGAAAAACAAAUCUCUGGUGCGGCAUUAUGCUGCAGCACAUAGCCAAUCGGCAGAUGUAGCGGCUCAGGAGCUGGCAAAAGAGCACAGCAGCAGCGGAGCACUGAUCUGCGAGCACUGUCCGCGCAUCUUUAAGCGACAGGACACACUGCGUCGACACAUGCUUGCGUUUCACCCCGAGGUAUUGGCAGCUAGCGGGUAUAAAGAAGAGGAAUCAAUUGCCACAGCGCCAAAACGAGCUGCCAAGCGACGAGAAUGUCCCCAUUGUGGCAUUAGUUUUCCCGUCUCCAGCCUAACGAUACACAUACGUCGUCACACCGGCGAAAAUCCGUACAAGUGCGAUCAAUGCGAGAAGGCAUUUCCCCGCAGCCAAGAUCUCAGUCUGCACAAGCGCCAGCACACUGGAGAGCGUCCAAGUGAAUGCAAGAUAUGCGCCAAGAAAUUCAUCUCACAGAACAAACUGGCGCGUCACAUGCGAUUACAUACUGGUCAGCGUCCCUAUGCCUGCGACAGGUGUGACAAGAGUUUUGUGCAAUCCAAUGAUCUUAAGAUUCAUAUGCGUCGGCACACAGGCGAGCGACCGUACACAUGUGGCGUCUGUGGUAAAAGUUUUGUUUGCGGCUCACUCCUGAAUAUCCAUCGCAAUCAGAAGCGACACUAUGAGACUGUGAAGCUACGCGAUGACGAUGGUCAUCCCGAUCCCUACGAAAAUAGUCGAGUUAACAAGCGACGUGCUGAGGAUAUUGAACGUAUGCGACUAAAGCGCGAGAAUGAGGCGCUUCCAAUUAAUCUGCGGCCGUACAACUGUGGAGUCUGUGGGGAUAACUUCAAGAGCGGCGCCCUCCUCACAAUUCAUCGCAAUAAGAUGUCUCAUUAUGAGAUGGGCAAAGUGGACUAUGGCGAUCCAUAUGAGCAGAAAUACAAACAGCAACUUCCCCCCAAAACAGAUCAAAAUGAGGUUUAGAUUAAGCUACACAUUUUAUUUAAGUACUCGUAUAUUAAAAACUUUUAAAGAAGUUUAA